Messenger RNA from Magallana angulata, 1293 nucleotides. RefSeq lists its product as uncharacterized. The coding region runs from base 60 to 1235 and encodes 391 amino acids. Lineage: Eukaryota; Metazoa; Mollusca; Bivalvia; Ostreida; Ostreidae. The record is from RefSeq and is a predicted model, not a curated record. Gene Ontology annotation, molecular function: pyridoxal phosphate binding; L-2-aminoadipate:2-oxoglutarate transaminase activity. The transcript has 10 exons. Gene Ontology annotation, biological process: biosynthetic process.
AAAUCAGCUGUUCUCGUCGAUAAAUAAUAUUCCCCUGGUCAGUUCUAUUUGAUUCGAAGAUGGCGGAAGUUUAUGAUCUGUUGUUUGGUGGACCUGGCAAAGAAUCGCUGGCAGGUUGUAAAGACAUCAUCUUACAGGCAACACAGGCUCUUCUUACGAACGAUGUCGACGAACAUGCGUUGUUUGAUUAUGGACCUGCAGUGGGGGAUCCUGAGGUCAGGCACCAGUUGGCAGAAUUUUUGAAAAUUCAGUAUAACGAUAAUGUAGAGAGCGAUAAUUUGUUCAUCACCGCCGCCGCCACACAAGGAAUACACCUAGCAACCACGGUACUUAUGAGCAAAGAUGCCCCUAUAUUUGUGGAGGAUCCAACAUUUUUCAUUGCUCAUGGGAUGUUUCAAAGGGACUAUGAACGCCGAGUUAUCCCUGUUCAAACGGAUGACGAUGGAAUCGACCUUGAUGUUUUUGAGAGGCUGUUACAGGAAACCCCCUCGCCUACAGAAACUAAAUACCCCUUCCGUCGGAUGUUGUAUGUGAUGACCGUCCACCACAAUCCCAAGGGGUCUUGUCUCCCGCCAGAGAAAUGUCGGCGCCUCGUGUAUCUGGCCCGGAAGUACGAUGUGCUUCUGUUUGGGGAGGAUGUGUACGAUCUACUGACCUACACAGAGGAUGGGGUCCCUCCCCUCAGGCUCCUAGCCUACGACAACAAAGAGGAUCCGGAUUACAGAGGUCACACAAUAUCUAACUGCACGUUCUCCAAGAUCUUUUCUCCGGGGCUGCGAUUAGGUUGGAUUGAAACAUCACCGCGAAUCAUACAAAUGUUGAGAGAUUGUUAUACGACCGCAAGCGGAUUUUGCUUUAACCAUUACGUGUCCCGUGUGGUCGGGAAAGCAUUAGAACUAGGCCUUGUGCAGACCAAUCUAGCCGGGCUGCGGAAGUUGUACGGGGAAAAAAUCCGAGCAGCCUGUCGCCGACUUCGAGAAAAUCAGACCCCUGUUUCUUUCAUGGAGCCCAAGGGUGGUUUCUUUUUAUGGUUAAAACUUCCAGAAAAUAUCAAUGGGGAGGAAUUCCAAGAAAAGGCCAAAGCAGAAAAUCUGUUGGUUAUGGCCGGUUCACAGGCGUCGAUGUGUGGAAACUACAAGAAUUUUAUCCGCAUCUCCAUCAGUGUCAUUCCUCGCGAUAAAAUUGAACAAGGAAUGGAUAAACUGUCCGAACUCCUUCGAUCGUACGAUGUUUAAUCAUUUUGUGGGGGAAAUACAUGGAUAAUUAAAAUGAAAAUAAAAAAUACUUGCAUGG